Messenger RNA from Apaloderma vittatum (bar-tailed trogon), 815 nucleotides. Its product is annotated as exocyst complex component 6B-like. The annotation marks the transcript as partial. Lineage: Eukaryota; Metazoa; Chordata; Aves; Trogoniformes; Trogonidae. Gene Ontology annotation, cellular component: exocyst; membrane. The transcript has 7 exons. Gene Ontology annotation, biological process: intracellular protein transport; Golgi to plasma membrane transport; exocytosis. The record is from RefSeq and is a predicted model, not a curated record.
AAAUAUACUUGAUUCAGAUAACUACAGUCCCAUCCCAGUGACAAAUGAAGAAGUUUAUAAGAAAAUAGUUGGACAGUUCCCGUUCCAGGAUGCAGAGCUUGAAAAGCAACCGUUUCCAAAGAAGUUCCCCUUUUCCGAGUUUGUGCCUAAAGUUUACAAUCAGAUUAAGGAAUUCAUCUACGCCUGUCUGAAGUUUUCCGAAGACCUUCAUCUGAGCUCCACCGAAGUUGACGACAUGAUUAGAAAAUCUACGAAUCUGCUGCUGACCCGGACGCUGAGCAACUGUUUACAGAAUGUCAUCAAGAGGAAAAACGUCGGGCUGACAGAGCUUGUACAGAUUAUUAUAAAUACGACCCAUUUGGAGAAAUCCUGCAAGUUCCUAGAGGAGUUCAUAACCAAUAUCACUAAUGUACUUCCAGAAACUGUCCACACUACGAAACUCUACGGGACCACAACCUUCAAGGACGCCCGCCACGCUGCCGAGGAGGAGAUUUACACUAACCUCAACCAGAAGAUAGAUCAGUUUGUGCAGCUGGCGGACUACGACUGGAUGGCCAUGGAGCCGGGCAGCAGGGCCAGCGACUACCUUGUGGAUCUCAUCGGCUUUCUCCGCAGCACGUUUGCUGUCUUCACCCACCUCCCGGGGGAUGUAGAUGUCCACUCUACAAUGUCGGGGAAGGUGGCGCAGACGGCUUGCAUGUCGGCGUGCAAGCACCUCUCCACCUCGCUGAUGCAGCUGCUGCUGGAAGCCGAAGUGCGGCAGCUGACGCUGGGCGCCUUGCAGCAGUUCAACCUGGACGUGGAGGAGUGUGAAC